Pocillopora meandrina is the source of this 2297-nucleotide messenger RNA. Lineage: Eukaryota; Metazoa; Cnidaria; Anthozoa; Scleractinia; Pocilloporidae. The record is from the annotation of a GenBank genome assembly.
AGUGAUCAGGAUCUUCUUUGCUGCCUCUUAAAAGCAUAUUCCAAGACGAUGAUGGUGGAAAACGAAUGGUGGAAAUCGCAGCUCGCUCUGGAAAUACACGACGUUCUCCGAGAGAAAGAAACCAGAUUGCCACCUUUUACUUCAUCUUCACCUCAGUUAAAACUCAGGCGUUUUCUUGUUGAUUGGCUUGCUGUAUUCUCCGAGAGGAUUAAAAGUUCUCAUGGUGUGCUUCAUUUAGCUGUGUAUUAUAUGGACCUCUUUAUGGAUAAAUUUGACAUAGAUGAACGCAAACUUUAUCUUGUUGCGUUAUCAUGUUUGCUGCUGGCAGGUAAGUGUUAUACUCUAGGUGCCUGCUUAAGGUAAGACUCCAGCACUCCUUUCUAGCAUUUAGAAGAAACGGUUAUCGGAAAUAAAUUGUUACAUGUCGUAUUGUGAUGCUAUAAUAUGUAAAUAUAUCCAAGUUUGAUAAAGUUGAUCAUGAUUUCCAAAAAAAAUUAUUGAGCUUACGUACCUUGCUGAGAGAAAUUGUUUUGUUGCUUCAUAGAUCACAAUAAGAAAAGAAAAACUUUGAGUCAUAUAGUCAUAGAUUUAAUUAAUCAUUUUGAUGCCAUGUAAACCAACUUCUGUGAAGAUCUUACGAACGGAACCCUCUGAACCUUCGAACAAAGCGCGCCUUUCGACCUAAUUAACAUUGUUCAAUAAGGUAUUCGUUUUUCCCCUUGGGGGAAUUUUUCUCCGAAUUACAAAAUGUUUUUAGGCAUCUAUUUUUUUUUCUCGUUGGCAGAGAUUUUAUAGGCAAACUGAUUAUCGCUUUUUAAUAAAAUGACAUUAAGUUGUUUUAAGAAGUAGAUAAGAUUUAACACUUCGACCAUUUUAGCCAAACGAAUUCAGAAAAUUCCAACAAAACUCUCGAUUUAACUUUGGUAGAGGUGUUUUCUAGUGCUUUCCACCCGGAAAAAUGAUGUAUUUUAAAGUGUUGACCAUGCAUUCUUUUUUAUUUUUAACAGCAAAGUUUGAAGAAAAUGAGGACAAGAUACCAACUAUAUCAACACUGAAUGCCUACGUUCAUAACCUGUUCAGUGCACCAGAAUUUCAUCAGAUGGAACUCCUGCUACUGAAUUUUUUCUCAUGGAACUUAGAUUUACCUACACCUGUACACUUCAUGGAAUACUACUUGAUUCAUGCAAUUUCAGCAACAGACUGUCAGUCUGGUGGAAGAAGUCUUGAGGAUAACACCAAGCCAAUGGCUUAUACCAGGAAAUAUGUGCAUUAUUUCCUGGAAAUUGCUUUGCAGGGUAAGAUAUAAUUUCAAAAAAAUAUUUGGACUAACCCUCAACCCUUUAAACCUUUUGAGUGACCAGCAUAUAGUUUCUCCCUACAGCAAUACUGCUGAAUCAUUGAUUACAAUCAUGAUAAUAGAGGAAAUGGUCACCAACCUAAGAAGCUUGGAUUAAUAAACAAAUUUUCCUUGUUAGAUCCAGAUGAAAUUUAAAGAGAAGAGUAAGGAGAAUGUGGGUACUGAUGUUAGGAUGCAAGGAGUUAAAGGUUGUCUUCACACUUAAUGCAUCUCACAUCCCUUGGUCCCACAAGUUCAAAAUUUGGCAUAUUUAAAACUUCCUGGUUGACAAAAUGUGAGCUUAUCAUAACACUUCACCCAAACAUUAAACCAUUCCAAAAUGGAACAAAAACAAACAAGCAAAUAAAGUGUCCUUCCAUGGGUUUAGGUCCCACUUAUAUGGCUACAUUUGUAUAUCAUGACAGUGGAGGGGAUUUUCCAGUGAGGUACAGUAAGGAAGUAUUACUAAUAUAUAGAUUUAGCCAAGCCUAAAAGUGGAGCUCACAAUUUUUUUUUCCCCACACAACUUGUCCUGUCCAGGACUAGAACCCAGGUUGCUCGGAGCCCAGUGCACUGACCACUGGACUACUGAACAAAGCCAUGGCAUUGGCGUGCCCAUGGUACAGUUGACCAGGCAUGUCAAAAGUAGCACCUUGAACAGUUGUAUGGUCGUACAAUCAAAUUUUUUCAGCUUGAUGGGUUACUACUAUUUUGUAUAAUUAUGGGGCUAUGCUUUGCGAGCUCUGCUAUUAUUUGCCUAACUAUUUCUCUGUUCUCCAUUUUAGAUCAUUCAUUCCUGGCAUUUCCUCCCUCAGUGAUAACAUCAGCGGCAGUAGCUGCAUCACGACUGAGGCUUCACCUCUGCCCAUCCUGGACACCCCUACUGAUCAAGGUUACAUCCUACACAUGGGAGCAGAUCGCACCCUGUGUGCAUAUUAUGUUAAGGUACUGGAAGACAUAG